GGUGCCAGCGUUUUCUCCUCUGCCCGAACCCACCCGCUCCAGUCCGGGAGCCGGCAUCCUGGGCGCAGUACCCAGGGCCCCGAGACGCGACGACGCCUUCCUUGCCUGGCCGCUCUGCCUCAUGGCCUCCUUGGCUUGGUUCUGCACCUGCUUUCCCGAUGGGGCGAAACGAGGCAAAGGAGCGCGCGGAGAGGCUGAGGGGCAGGAAGACGCCUGGCAACAACGCCGCGCCCUUCGGGGCUCGCUCGCGUCCUCCCGGGCACGAGUCUCCGCUUUGCGGGCAGCCUUCUGGGAAGGGGCUCUGGCGGCCGAAACGGGACGAGGAGGGUUCGCUUGUUUAAAGGGGGCAAGGGGCGACGGCUGUAGCUGGGAUGUGUUUGCUACUUUUCAACCAGCACACGUCGCCAUACCAAAUUUUAUACGGAUCCAGUGGAAGCGGUAAAAGACGUCCCUGAUGGUGCAACAGUACUGGUUGGUGGUUUUGGGUUAUGUGGAAUUCCAGAGAAUCUUAUAGGAGCUUUGCUAAAGACUGGAGUAAAAGGACUAACUGCAGUCAGCAACAAUGCAGGGGUUGACAACUUUGGUUUGGGCCUUUUACUUCGAUCCAAGCAGAUAAAACGCAUGAUUUCUUCGUAUGUGGGUGAAAAUGCAGAAUUUGAACGACAGUAUUUAUCUGGUGAAUUAGAAGUAGAGCUGACACCUCAGGGCACGCUUGCAGAGAGGAUUCGUGCAGGUGGGGCUGGAGUGCCUGCAUUUUACACCAGCACAGGGUAUGGGACCCUGGUGCAAGAAGGAGGGUCACCGAUCAAAUACAGCAAAGACGGCAGCAUUGCCAUUGCCAGUAAGCCAAGAGAGGUGAGGGAGUUUAAUGGUCAGCAUUUUAUUUUGGAGGAAGCAAUCACAGGGGAUUUCGCUUUGGUGAAAGCCUGGAAGGCAGACCGAGCAGGAAAUGUGAUUUUCAGGAAAAGUGCAAGGAAUUUCAACUUGCCGAUGUGCAAAGCUGCAGAAACCACAGUGGUGGAGGUUGAAGAAAUUGUGGAUAUUGGAUCAUUUGCCCCAGAAGACAUUCAUAUUCCUAAGAUUUAUGUACAUCGCCUUAUAAAGGGAGAAAAAUAUGAGAAAAGAAUUGAGCGUUUAUCAAUCCGGAAAGAGGAAGAUGUAAAAACCACAUCUGGUAAACCUGGAGAUAAUGUAAGGGAACGUAUCAUCAAGCGGGCAGCUCUUGAAUUUGAGGAUGGCAUGUAUGCUAAUUUGGGCAUAGGAAUACCGCUUCUGGCCAGCAACUUUAUCAGCCCCAGUAUGACUGUCCAUCUGCAAAGUGAAAAUGGAGUCCUGGGUUUGGGUCCUUACCCAUUAGAAAAUGAAGUUGAUGCAGAUCUAAUCAAUGCAGGCAAGGAAACAGUUACUGUUCUUCCAGGAGCCUCUUAUUUCUCCAGCGAUGAAUCAUUUGCGAUGAUUAGAGGGGGACAUGUCAAUCUCACAAUGCUAGGAGCCAUGCAGGUUUCCAAAUAUGGUGACCUGGCUAACUGGAUGAUACCAGGGAAGAUGGUGAAAGGAAUGGGAGGGGCUAUGGAUCUAGUGUCCAGUGCCAAAACCAAAGUGGUGGUCACCAUGGAGCACUCUGCAAAGGGAAAUGCACAUAAAAUCAUGGAGAAAUGUACAUUACCACUGACAGGAAAACAAUGUGUCAACCGCAUCAUUACUGAAAAGGCUGUAUUUGACGUGGACAACAAGAAAGGCCUGACUCUGAUUGAACUCUGGGAAGGCCUGACGGUGGAUGACAUAAAAAAGAUCACUGGGUGCGAUUUCGCAGUUUCACCAAAACUCAUACCAAUGCAGCAGAUCGCAGCUUGAAAUGUGGAGUAGACUUUUGUCCCAAGCUGUGUGUUUUUCAUUUUAACCACAUAGGAUUUUAUUAAAAGGACAUCAGUAAUCAUAACUGUAUAUCUAACAAGCAGUUUUUGACUAGUUUUCUAGCAUCUUAAUGCUUUAUACAGCCAUGUAGACUUUGUUCUCUCAAGCGUACUGUGACAUUUUAAUGAAAAACAAAAAGAAAAAAAAUAUGAUUAUCUUACUUGCUUUAUAAGUGCUGAGAAGGUCAUAUUUACAGUUGGUACUCACAUUGGGUUUAUCUUCAUCUUCUGUGGUAUGUACAUUAAAUUGUGUGCAGUUUGUACCAAGAUGGGCCCUUACUUAGGAAGAGUUUCAUUGGUGUACUUUCCCUCCUAACUAAAUCAUGGCACGUACAAAAAAAAGAAUGAGGGAGAAAAUGAACUCCACCCAGAGUAUACCCAGGGGAGCAUCGUACGAGUCCUGAAAGAUAACAUUUGUGUGAAUUUUAAUCAGGAGAAAUGCUGUCUUAAGGAUUAUGAUUUUCCUUCGGCCUCCUCUGUCUUUUUUUUUUGGAACCUCUGAUUUUGUGAUUACAUCUUGCUUCCCUAGAGCAUCCCUUCUCCCACCCCCUGCCCCCUAACCCCCCCCCCCCACUUUUUGUAACUAAGUAGAUGCCCAAGAAGGCAAACAGGAACAUCUCUGUGUGGGAGAAGUAACCUGGUUUGUGGGAGAGACCGAAGGGUAUAGGGUCUAUUGGUGCUGACAUCCAACCAAGCAGUUGCCUUUAUAAACAAACCAAAUAACCAUCUGUGCUUUGCCAAAGAUUAAAGUCGCUUUUAGCAAGAGGACUAUAAGCCUAACUGACCUAGUCGGUUUUCUCAUUUUCAAACAGUGCAGUAUCCGUGUGUAUCCAGAAGGACCAUUAAGAGUCUUUCUCUAUGUUACUGUGGGCUUCUUAUACAAUACCUCCUCUUAGACCAAAAGGGGCUGUGUGGUAAUUCAUCGUGAACCCAUAGUUAACAGUGACAGCAGAGUUAAAAAAAUCCUUUCUUUUCAGGGCCUCUUUUUUCUGCUCAGAAAAGUUUCUAAAUGUUGAAUGCCUCUUUCUGCAGAACAGUGUUAUUUCUUCUGCCCAGGCUUGUUCCUUGAACAAAGUACUUUUAGUUCAGCUUUAUCAAACUAAGGGAAAUACUGAGGAGCAAAUCCAGGAUGUGAAAGGCAGUGAACUUCAUUCUUAGAAAAUAAACACGAUGGAUUAGGUUUCGUAAGGACCUUCUCCUCAGAGGUAUCCUCAGUGUCAGACAGUUCCCCAGGGAGUAUACCAAGCACCCUGCGUAUCAAACGGGAGAAAAGUCCAGGCACCCUGAAGACGGGCCAGAUUGCUGUCCUCUGGACAGAGGUAGGCAUAGUACAGUGCGAUAUACCGUUCCUCUCAUACCAGAUAUAGGAAUUUAUGCAUGUUUUUAGCUGAUGGCUGUCAUUGAAAUUCACUUUCUCUUCAGGUAUAGCUACAGUUCUGUCAUUUCAGAGGAAGGAGAGGGUUUUUUUGUGAGAAGCACACUCCGUAUAUAAAAUGGUCCCUCUGGCUGGCUGCGUGGUUGGAAGCAUACUCUCCCAGUACUGGUAAAAUGGACUUUUUAAAGAAUUUGCAAGGUCUGGAGAAAUGAUAUACGUCCAUGUGAGAGUUACGGUUUGGGAAACGUGUGAUAUUGAUGGUUGCUGUAUUUGUAAACUUACUUAUUCUGUGAUUCUAAGAAUGUUCUUCACUUUGAGGGGCAGAUCCUAAGUAGAUGGCUUUAUAUUCUUGAUUAAAGAGUACCAUGGACGUUAAGAAAUGCAUUAAGAUGUGCAAUAAGUAUUCCAAAUUGAUAUAGAUUGGUGUGAUUGUCCUUUUUCUCAUUUGGGAAUGGCACGCCUAAACAUGGGAAUAAGACAACAGAGAUCGGUGGAAUAGCCAAUAAUAAAGUUAGCACACUGUACCACUUCUAA
Balaenoptera musculus (blue whale) is the source of this 3822-nucleotide messenger RNA. It is a transcript of the gene OXCT1, whose product is annotated as 3-oxoacid CoA-transferase 1. Gene Ontology annotation, cellular component: mitochondrion. The transcript is spliced from 17 exons. Bases 622 to 1854 code for a protein of 410 amino acids. The record is from RefSeq and is a predicted model, not a curated record. Gene Ontology annotation, biological process: ketone body catabolic process. Lineage: Eukaryota; Metazoa; Chordata; Mammalia; Artiodactyla; Balaenopteridae. Gene Ontology annotation, molecular function: succinyl-CoA:3-oxo-acid CoA-transferase activity.